Neurospora tetrasperma FGSC 2508 is the source of this 1935-nucleotide messenger RNA. Its product is annotated as serine/threonine-protein kinase gad8. The transcript has 4 exons. Gene Ontology annotation, molecular function: ATP binding; protein serine/threonine kinase activity. The record is from RefSeq and is a predicted model, not a curated record. Bases 1 to 1935 code for a protein of 644 amino acids. NCBI's taxonomy places the organism in Eukaryota, Fungi, Ascomycota, Sordariomycetes, Sordariales, Sordariaceae. Gene Ontology annotation, biological process: protein phosphorylation.
AUGUCGUGGAAACUCACAAAGAAGCUGAAGGAGACCCAUUUGGGUCCUCUUUCAAGCCCCUUCUCCCGCUCGCCCUCUACCUCCACCAUCACAGAUAAGGAAGACAAGAGCCAAGCGGGCAGCUCGGGAGCAGCGACCCCUUCGAACGAGAACACCAUUGCCGCCUCGGAAGCCCUCACGCAAGCUCCCAUCGUCAAGCCUCCUAAGCCCGGUAUCCUCGUCGUCACCCUCCACGAGGGUUCCGGCUUCUCGCUACCCGAACAGUAUCGCAAUGUCUUUUCCUCAAACCAUGGCGGUAACUCGAUGUCGACGGGAAGUGCCCUUAACGUUGCAGGCUCCAUUCGAACCAACAACUCGUCACGAACAGCCAACUUCCUGAGCGGUUCUUCGCGCCCACAGAGCUCGGGCGGCUUUGGCGCCAUUCCUACAAAUCACGGCCGUAUCUCCACAAAGUACAUGCCCUAUGCCCUCAUAGAUUUUGACAAGGUUCAAGUUUUUGUCAACUCGGUCGAAGGCAACCCCGAAAACCCCCUCUGGGCCGGCUCCAACACUCAGUACAAGUUCGAUGUGUCUCGAGUUACGGAGCUUGCCGUACAUCUUUACAUCAGGAACCCCAACGCGGCUCCUGGCUCCGGCCGCAGCCAAGAUAUCUUCCUUGGUGUUGUCCGUAUUAACCCCAGAUUCGAGGAGAAGCAGCAGUUCGUCGAUGACCCCAAGGCCAGCAAAAAGGACCGGGAAAAGGCCGCCGCCGAUUUUGCCAACAAGGAGCGCGCCCUCGGACACAGCGGUGUGGAGUGGGUUGACGUUCAGUAUGGUACCGGAAAGCUGAAGAUCGGCGUUGAGUAUGUGGAGAACCGCGCCGGUAAGCUCAAGAUUGAGGAUUUCGAGCUUCUCAAGGUCGUCGGCAAGGGCUCGUUCGGUAAGGUCAUGCAGGUGCGCAAGAAGGACACGAACCGUAUCUACGCUCUCAAGACGAUUCGCAAGGCGCACAUCAUCUCGCGUUCCGAAGUCGCCCACACGCUCGCUGAGCGAUCCGUUCUGGCCCAGAUCAACAACCCGUUUAUCGUGCCGCUCAAGUUCACCUUCCAGAGUCCCGAGAAGCUAUACUUUGUCCUCGCCUUUGUCAAUGGUGGCGAGCUGUUCCAUCAUUUGCAGAAAGAGCAGCGAUUCGACGUCAACCGCAGUCGUUUCUACACGGCCGAACUGCUGUGUGCGCUCGAAUGCCUUCACGGUUUCAACGUCAUUUACCGUGAUCUUAAGCCGGAAAACAUUCUUCUCGACUACCAAGGUCACAUUGCUCUCUGCGACUUCGGUCUCUGCAAGCUGGACAUGAAGGAUGAGGACCGCACCAACACAUUUUGCGGCACCCCUGAGUAUUUGGCGCCCGAAUUGCUGAUGGGUAAUGGCUACAACAAGACUGUCGAUUGGUGGACAUUGGGUGUGCUUUUGUACGAGAUGUUGACGGGUCUCCCGCCUUUCUACGAUGAGAACACCAACGAGAUGUACCGCAAGAUCCUUAGCGAACCGCUGCACUUCCCCGGACCCGAGGUGGUACCCCCAGCUGCCAAGGACCUCUUGACCAAGCUGCUCAACCGCGACCCGCAACAACGUCUCGGUGCCAACGGGGCGGCCGAGAUUAAGGCGCACCCCUUCUUCCACGCCAUAGAUUGGCGCAAGUUGUUGCAGCGCAAGUACGAGCCUGCGUUCAAGCCCAAUGUGGUUGACGCGCUCGACACUGCCAACUUCGACCCCGAGUUCACAUCGGAACUUCCUCAGGAUUCUUACGUGGAAGGACCGAUUCUGUCAGAGACGAUGCAGAACCAGUUCACGGGCUUCAGUUACAACCGUCCUAUUGCUGGUCUCGGGGAUGCGGGUGGCAGUGUUAAGGACCCAUCAUUCGCGAGCAGUCUUCAAGACAACAGCAGCAGGAGAUAG